CUUCUCGGGUUUUCCCUUCUCGGCUUCCAUCAAGUCCUCUGUUACUCAGAGCUCCCAGCGAGAAAUUAGGGUUUUGCAUUGAACCAUAUCUGAUCUAAUCAAACCAUGGAGUCUACUCAAAUCGCUCUGUUGCUAGAUGAAACUCUUAGUUCAGAGGGCGAUGUCGUCCGGUCAGCAACCGAGGCUCUCGAUCGUCUCUCUCUCCUGCCUCAGUUCCCCUUCUCUCUUCUCUCCAUCGCCACCGGAGGGGAAAGUCGAGGUCAAAAAGUUGCUGCUGCUGCAUAUCUCAAGAACUUGACCAGGCGAAAUGUUGAUGGGGAUGGUCAAUUUUCUAGGGUUAGUAAGGAGUUCAGGGACCAGCUUAUGCGAGCUAUGCUUCAAGCAGAACCUGUGGUUCUGAAAGUUUUAAUUGAAGCGUUCAGGGUCAUUGUAUCUGCUCAGUUUGUUAAGGAUAAUUCAUGGCCUGAACUUGUGCCCGAACUGCGAACAGUUAUUGAAAAUAGUAAUCUUAUUAGAAAUGGCGUACCUUGUGAAUGGAAAACUGUCAACGCCCUAUCAGUUCUUCACGCUCUUAUCAGACCCUUCCAGUAUUUCGUGAAUCCAGGAGUUGCAAGAGAGCCAGUUCCACCCCAGCUAGAACUCAUAGCUAGAGAAAUUCUUGUACCAUUACUAGCUGUAUUUCAUCAUUUUGUUGAAAAGGCUAUACCCAUUCAUGGUAGAACAGAAACUGAAACUGAGAGAGUUCUACUGCUUGUCUGCAAGUGUAUAUAUUUUUCUGUGAGAUCACACAUGCCAUCAGCUUUAGCUCCGCUUCUCCCAUCAUUUUGCCGAGAUCUUUUUGGGAUUCUGGGUUCCUUAAGUUUUGAUAACAUGCCAACUUUGGAAGAUGGGUAUAUUUUAAGGCUCAAAACAGGGAAGAGGAGUUUGCUGGUUUUUCGUGCGCUGGUCACCCGUCACCGGAAGAAUUCUGAUAAGUUAAUGCCAGAUUUUAUAAAUUGUGUUUUAAGAGUAGUCAAGAAUUCCGCGAAUAUUAGCAAGAAGGAUGCCACAUCAGAGAGGAUUAUUUCAUUAGCUUUUGAUCUUGUUUCGCAUGUUCUGGAGACAGGCCCAGGAUGGAGGCUAGUUUCGCCUCAUUUUUCAUCAUUGCUAGACUCUGCUAUCUUCCCAGCAUUAGUGAUGAGCAAGAAGGAUAUCUCAGAUUGGGAAGAAGAUCCAGAUGAGUACAUACAGAAGAAUCUUCCGUCUGAUCUUGGGGAAAUUUCUGGAUGGAGGGAGGACUUGUUCACAGCCCGGAAAAGUGCAAUAAAUUUACUGGGUGUUAUUUCUGUGUCAAGGGGUCCUCCAGUGGUGGCUUUGAGUAACGGUUCUUCAUCAAAGCGUAAAAAAGGUGAAAGGAACAGAGGAAAAGGUCAACGCAGUUCUAUGGGGGAGUUGUUGGUUGUUCCCUUCUUGUCAAAGUUUCCAAUUCCCUCUGAUGCUAAUGUUUCUGAAACAAAGAUUCUAAAUGAUUACUAUGGUGUUCUUAUGGCAUAUGGAAGCCUGCAAGAUUUUCUAAGAGAUCAGAAACCUGGAUAUAUAACAACUCUUAUUCGUGCUCGAGUGUUGCCAGUGUUUGCAUUAUCAGUUUAUUCACCUUACUUGGUUGCCACUGCAAACUGGAUUCUUGGUGAACUUGCUUCCUGUCUCCCUGAAGAUUUGAGUGCAGAUAUAUACUCUUCACUGCUCAAAGCAUUGGCCAUGCCGGAUAUGGGGGAUAUUUCGUGCUAUCCUGUGCAUUCUUCUGCUGCUGGGGCCAUUGCUACUCUUCUUGAAAACGACUACCUGCCACCCGAGUGGUCACCCCUUCUUCAAGUUUUGGUUGGUAGGAUUGGUCGUGAAGAUGAAGAAACCUCCAUCAUUUUCCAACUUCUAAGUACAGUGGUGGAGGUUGGAAAUGAGAACGUUGCAGUUCAUAUCCCAUGUAUUGUAUCAGCAGUGAUUGAUGCUCUAUUGAAGUGCUUAGCUCCUAAUCUAGAUCCAACGUCUCAAAUGGUUGAACGAGGCUUUGCGACAUUAGCUGCGAUGGCUCAUUCUUGGGAAGACUCCAUGCCCGAAGAAGUUGAAGAAAGUGAGUCCAGUGAAAUGUGGAUAUCUGGUCAGGCUACCAUUGCCAGAGGUUUCUCAUAUCUUUUACAGCAGGCUUGGCUUCUGCCAUCACAGUCAGUGGAAGGUGAGGUUUUGCGUUCAUCGCCCCCUUCAUCAUGCCUAGAUGAUUGUUCAACAUUGCUUUGGUUCAUUGUGCAAUCUGUUACUGAAAGCAACAUGAUGUUGGAGCUAAAACUCUCAGAGUUGCUGUUAGUUUGGGCUGAUGCUAUAGCAGACUGGCAUGCUUGGGAAGAAGUGGAGGAUCUGUCUAUCUUCAAAUGCAUUAGUGAAGUUGUUCAUCUCCAUAAAAGAUUUGGGCUGAAGAACUUGUUUGUAAGAGGGAUGCCAUCCCCUCCUGCUCCGCCGGUCCCACAAGGUUCUAUUAUUGAAGGAAUUGGUGCUUUUGUCAGUGAGGCCAUUUCACAAUAUCCUUCUGCAACUUGGAGGGCUUCCUCCUGUGUCCAUAUUCUGUUGCAUGUUCCAAAUUACUCAUUAGAAGCUGAAGGUGUCAAGCAGUCACUGGUGACUGCUUUCAGUUUGGCAGCAUUUUCUCAUUUCAAAGAUAUUCAAAGCAAGCCUUGUUCACUGUGGAAACCAUUGUUGCUUGUUAUAUCUUCGUGCUAUCUGUGUUAUCCUGACAUCGUGGAGAGGAUUCUAGAGAAGCAUGAACAUAACGGAUUCUCAGUAUGGGCAUCUGCUCUGGGUUUUAUCUCAACCAAAGCUUUCAGACCUGGUCUGUUGGUGGAGUCAGAGAUUAAGUUAACUGUUAUGGCAUUGGCCAAGGUGGUUGAGCGACUGUCGGAACUGGGAAAUCCAGGCGGGAGGUUGAUUCAGGACUGCUUCACUUCACUAAUGGAGACGUGCAUGCGGUUGAAAGAAGUGCAGAAGGAAGAAGAAGAAGAUUAUGGUGAAGAGGCUGAAGAUGAUGAUGAUGAUGAUGAUACUAGUGAUGACGAAAUUGAUGAUGACGAGGACUCUGAGGAUGAUGUACGCGAAGAAACUGAAGAGGAAUUCCUCAAUAGGUAUGCUGAGGUAGCUGCCAACUUAGAAAAUGGGUUUGAUGUGGAGGAAGAGGAUGUAGAAGAUGUAGACCAAGAGCUGGAAUUGGGUGGAUUGAAGGAUGUAGAUCAGCGGAGCAUUUUGCAGCCAUUGAUGGAGAGAUGCCACCAAGUUCUAAUAAAAGGACAGCCAUUUCCUCCUCAGCUCGUAUCAAGUUUCUUGAGUACCUUCCCCGAGUAUACUUUAUUUUUCGAGCGGCCUCUAUGACAGAGUUCUAUAGCAGAUUUUACGUAGCUUAUGUAUAGUGAAGAAAAGGGGUUAUGCCAUUUUUUAUUUAUUCAUUAUUUUUAAAAUUAAGUGUUGGCCCUGUUGGAAGUUCCCAUUUUUUCUCUUCUUUUGGUCCUACUGGAUCUUUUCAACUGUAAUGCUCUGGGUAAAUGGGUGUUACCCUAAUGUGUCUGUGAGGUAUGGUCUUCAGAAUCAUUGUCUCCAUCUUAUAAAAUUAAAAUAAGACUUCUUGCGUUUGUUUUGUUUU
Malania oleifera is the source of this 3658-nucleotide messenger RNA. RefSeq names its product importin beta-like SAD2 homolog. Bases 106 to 3390 code for a protein of 1094 amino acids. NCBI's taxonomy places the organism in Eukaryota, Viridiplantae, Streptophyta, Magnoliopsida, Santalales, Ximeniaceae. The record is from RefSeq and is a predicted model, not a curated record. Gene Ontology annotation, biological process: protein import into nucleus. Gene Ontology annotation, cellular component: nuclear envelope; cytosol. The transcript has 21 exons.